CCAAGUAGCGAAUCUCGCGCGAGUUCCUGUUUCCUGAACAAGGAAUAACAACACUCAACUCAGUUGUUUCGUCGUUUAUCUUUGGUAGAUUAUCUAUCAACGAUUCAUUGGUUUAAAGAGCAGUCAUAGUCCUAGUUUUGUUUUUAAGUAUUUACUUUUCUUAUAAUUUGAGGAAAGGCAUAUAUUUGGUCUCCCAACGGGAGUCUUUCCAGACAUUAAAACAACCGAGGAUGGGAGGCUGAAUUUCACAACACAAAAUUGGAUUGGCACACAUUACUUUAAAAUAUAUCAAUAAAACGAGGGUGUACAUUUGUUAUAAAAUGGGUUCAAUACUCAGUCGUAGAAUUGCUGGUGUUGAAGACAUUGAUAUCCAGGCUAAUUCGGCUUAUCGAUAUCCACCGAAAUCAGGCAAUUACUUCACCAGCCAUUUCUUUAUGGGAGGGGAGAAGUUUGAUACACCACAGCCAGAAGGAUACCUGUUUGGUGAAAACAUGGAUUUAAAUUUCCUAGGCAACAGACCUGUGCAGUUCCCCUACGUUACCCCAGCGCCACAUGAACCGGUGAAGACUCUGAGGAGUUUGGUGAACAUCAGGAAAGACUCUCUCCGACUGGUCAGGUACAAAGAGGAUGCUGAUAGCCCAGCAGAUGAGACUGGGAGCCCAAGAGUGCUCUAUGGUGUGGAGUUCAGCUUUGAUGCAGAUGCUCGAGUUGCCAUCACAAUAUACUGCCAAGCCUUUGAGGAGUUUGCCAAUGGAAUGGCCAUAUACAGCCCCAAAAGUCCCUGGCUUGCAUCAGAAACUGUCCACUACAAGAGAGGGAUAAACCAGCACUACUCCCUGCCCUCCUUCAAGAUUGAUUUCACCAAGUGGAAGCCAGAGGAGCUGAACUUUGACCUAGACCGAGGGGUCUUUCCGAUGGUGAUCCAGGCCGUGGUGGAUGAAGGGGAGGGCAGGGCUCCUGACUUAUCCGGACAUGCACAUGUGCUCCUGGCAGCCUUUGAAAGGCACGUCGACGGCAGUUUCUCUGUGAAACCCCUGAAACAGAAGCAAAUUGUGGACCGGGUCAGCUACCUGCUGCAGGAGAUCUAUGGCAUUGAGAAUAAGAACAAGCAGGACAAGAAGACCCCAGAUGAUGAGAACAGUGACAACAGCAGCGAGUGUGUGGUGUGCCUGUCGGACCUGCGGGACACAAUCAUCCUGCCCUGCCGACACCUGUGUCUGUGCAAUGCCUGCGCCGACACGCUGCGCUACCAGGCCAAUAACUGCCCUAUCUGCCGCCUGCCGUUCAGGGCUCUGCUGCAGAUCCGUGCGGUGAGGAAGAAGCCUGCAGGCUCUGUGUCUCCAGUGUCCUUCAGCCCAGUGCUCCCGCAGAGCACCGAUCACAACAACGAACACUCGCAGAGCUCCGAUAACAUCCCGCCGGGCUACGAGGCCAUCUCCCUGCUGGAGGCGCUCAACGGCAUCUCCUCCGUGCCCUCCUCCAUCUCAUCAGCCCCUCUGUACGGGGAGAUCCAGUAUCCCGGAGACGGCGGCGACCCCCUGUCUGUGAGCCGACCCCAGAGCAUCGGCGAUUUGACGGGAGACACGGCCAUGCUGAAGAGCAAAGGCAGCAAGUCACCUGACAGCUCCACGCGCUCCCCUUCCUCGCCCAUCCAGGAGGAGGAGGACGAGGAGAGGCUUUCGGAGAUGUCAGAUGCGCGGCCCCACCCUCUGCUGCCCUGUUCUCCCGCCCCCACUGAGGUCACAGUUACCGAGGGGAGCCCAGAAGCGAUCACCCCUAACUCAGACGGCUGUUCUCUGGUCCACUCGGUCAGUGACGUUCUGCAGGGGUGUCACAGCGAGCGCAGUAGCCUGACCCGCACUGAGAGCACCCCCUCCACGGAGCUUGCCCUGCCUGAUCCUGAGUCCAGCUCCCCUGCUGUUGAGGAGUGACUCUGGCUCGUCUGACUCCAUGGAGAGCUUGAAGAGCCGCAGCACCAGCAGCUCCAGCCAGCCCCUGCUCUGCGUCCCCAGCUCCCUGCGCCUGGAGGACGAACGCCUCACCCCCUAGAAAAGGACCCUCUCUCUGUCUCGUCUCACCCCCACCCCCAGAAACACCGGGCCAACUGUCCCUCUCCUGAAGCGACCCUCCACUCGUGUGGCAGUGGUCACCAAUGGCAUCUUGAAGGCCUUAGGUCCUGAUGUAUGUUUGUGCACUUUCAGUUCCACACUUUGAAAAACAUUUCAGAGAUAUUGUCAAAUUGACACUAAAAAAAUGACACAAGAGAAUCUCUUUGACCCAUCAUAGGAGAUUAGUCUUGUCGUUGGCCCUUUCACGCAUAACAAAUGCUUCAGUAAAUGAUGGCCUUUGUGUGCAUUGAAAAUGGUAGCAAUGAAUAUCUAGGUUAUGCUUCAUUGCCUGUCUUCUGAUACGUACCAGAACAUUAGUCUUGUAGUGUUACGUAAUCACAGAUUCGCAGUAUCCCCAAUUUUCAAAACUCUGAGCUUUUUAAAAAACUAUAAACCUGCUGUGAGCAGCAUUAGCAUCCUUUUCAUCAUUUCAGACUUGGGCACUCUAGUAGUUCACCCUCUACUUCUGAUGCACAUGGGAGAACUGGCAGGCAAAGAUGCCUUCCUUUGUAUGCUUCCUGAUUGGCUAAUACAAUGUUGAAAUGUUGAUUGCUGAUUACAGCCACAUAGACUUAUGUGAAGGCAGUUGGCAUAAAUAUAUAAAUAUAUUUUUCAAAACAUCAUAGCUUAAAGCAGCUUUACAAUAUCAGAAUUAAGACAAUCUAUCUGUAUGACAGCCAGUACCCCAAACAUCUAACUGCACCUGGCCACUGUCCAAUCACCCACGCUGUGGCCUUUAAAACAGUCCUGAAGUUGGUCUUUCACUUCUACAUUUGGGGGGCUACACUUAAUCAUGACUACAUUUCUGUGAAUCAUACAAUACAACAGAACUAGACAGGAAUAUAUGUGUGUGACCGUGUGAUGUAUACUUCUCCAUCCUGACUCCAAAUCAAAACAUGGCCUCGUCCACCAGACAAGCAGAAUAUUCUCUUAAGAGCAUCUUCGGUAUUCAGUCCAGCACUUAGACUUGUCAUGCCUUCUAAAUGUUGAUUUGUGAUUGUCAGCGGUAGUUUCUAGAAGGUGUAGACCUUUAAACCUAAACUUGUGUAUUCACCCUCUCCUCUCCUGUGUGUUCUCGUGUGAGUAGAUCAGCAUUGUGGCAUUAUCCCUUUAACGUUCCGAUGCAGUGACACUCCUCUGUAUACCUGUGCCUUAUAGUGCAGUGGCUUUUUUCUGUUACUGUUAUCAAGAGACCUGUUGUUUGUGUGGGAACAUCAAUGUUUUGUUUUGUUUUUUAAGUUUUGAAGUGCACCUGAAUUCAUUCCAUUGAAUUGAUGAUAAUUAAUUUUGCGAAGUGAUAUUUGAGAAUGUGAUUUUAUUUCUGGUUUGCGUUAUGUUUACUUUUACUUUACUUAAUUUUCAUCCUCAGAGUUUCCUGCAGUCUCUGUAAUGUUAUAUAUCCUGUACUCAGCCUGACAACUCUCUGUAUACGUUUCUGUAUCGUCAUUAUUGGUACAAAAGUGAUCCAAGUCUACUCUUACCAUUGUCUUAUCAAAGCUUUUACCAAUGUCACUUUGAAGAGAAAUGCUCUGAAGAGAGAUUUAUUUUAGCAGCUUAUCUUUAUUACACUAAGACCAGAGAACUAUGACUGAAAGGAAACACCAACCGGUGCAAUACAUUUCUAGAAAAAAACUAUAGGUUUCUUUGUGGAAUCGGUUUGUAAAAUAUCCCCAAAAAUACAGUUGCCAGUAAAACAUUUAAUACCA
Molecule: messenger RNA, 3814 nt
Organism: Clupea harengus (Atlantic herring)
Lineage: Eukaryota; Metazoa; Chordata; Actinopteri; Clupeiformes; Clupeidae
Gene: mgrn1a
Product: mahogunin, ring finger 1a
Biological process (GO): protein ubiquitination; negative regulation of G protein-coupled receptor signaling pathway; endosome to lysosome transport
Cellular component (GO): early endosome; plasma membrane; cytoplasm
Molecular function (GO): ubiquitin protein ligase activity
Source: RefSeq, a predicted model, not a curated record